Messenger RNA from Mesitornis unicolor (brown roatelo), 282 nucleotides. Its product is annotated as chromosome unknown open reading frame, human C1orf52. The transcript has 2 exons. The record is from RefSeq and is a predicted model, not a curated record. The annotation marks the transcript as partial. NCBI's taxonomy places the organism in Eukaryota, Metazoa, Chordata, Aves, Mesitornithiformes, Mesitornithidae.
GAAUUCAAGGUGUGGAAGACUAACGCCGUGCCCCCGCCGGAGACCUACAGCCCGCCCGAGAAGAAGCCGCCGCCGGCCCCGGCCGUCGACAUGGCCAUAAAGUGGUCUAACAUCUACGAGGACAACGGGGACGACGCGCCCCGGCAGGCCGGGAAAGCCAAGUUUCUGCCGGAUGAGGAGCAGGAGCCCCUGGAAUCGGAUGGUGAAAAGGAGGACGAACCAGCUUCUGCUAAGAAACGUAAACUAGACUCUGGGGAGCAGACGAGGAAGAAGAAGUUGUGA